Purpureocillium takamizusanense is the source of this 940-nucleotide messenger RNA. RefSeq names its product RNA polymerase subunit AC19, variant 2 (gene RPC19). Gene Ontology annotation, biological process: DNA-templated transcription. The coding region runs from base 162 to 608 and encodes 148 amino acids. Gene Ontology annotation, molecular function: DNA-directed RNA polymerase activity; protein dimerization activity; DNA binding. The transcript is spliced from 3 exons. Gene Ontology annotation, cellular component: RNA polymerase I complex; RNA polymerase III complex. NCBI's taxonomy places the organism in Eukaryota, Fungi, Ascomycota, Sordariomycetes, Hypocreales, Ophiocordycipitaceae. The record is from RefSeq and is a predicted model, not a curated record.
GUGAGUGACCUCUUGUAGCUCGACUGCCGCAACAUCCAACAAACGCAACUGUGUUACCUUUGUCGCCAUCGCGGAGCGCGCGCGAAGGAUAUCACACGUCCAAGGUCGAUUCAAACGCCCGGUGACCAGACAUAUAUCAUUACGCACCCUUCACAAGCGCCAUGCCGGGCAGGACAAAGAGGCCGGACGAGGCGGCGUCACAGGAUGAUGCCAGCAUGCAGGACGCCCCUCCUUCUGCGCAGCCCGAGGAGACACCAGACGCUGCCAUGGAAGACGAUGAACAGGAGGAUGAGGACGAGGAUGAAGAGGACGAGGUGGAGGCUCAGCGGGUGAAAAUUCUGCCCGGCUCGACAGACACUGCGGCCUCGUUUGAGUUUAUUGACGAGGGGCACACCCUCGGCAACGCUCUGAGAUAUGUCAUUAUGAAGAACCCCGAUGUGGAGUUUUGCGCCUAUGCUAUUCCGCAUCCCUCUGAGCCCAAGAUGAACAUCAGAAUCCAAACAUAUGGUAAAGAUCCAGGGCCACACGACUCCGGGCAUUCGCCCCCCUCCCCCCUUGGUGGCAAAGAGCCAAGGCUGACGUACAUGCACAGAGGGCGCUGCCGUUGACGCCCUGAAAAAGGGGCUGGUAGACUUGCAGGAGGUAUGCGACGUCGUGGCGGACGAGUUCUGGACCAAAAGGGAAGCCUUCAACGCCGAAAACGGCAUCUCGAGGUGACGGGGUUCGGUCAAGGGUCGACAGGAGUCAGACUGAGUUCACAGUCGAAGCAUUUUCAUCAACAAGCAUCACGGGCUUUGGGGCGUUUGCGGGCCGUUUCCUCGUGGAACGAAAAUGGGUCUUUUUGCAAUAUAUACACACGGUAGCUGCCGCGUUUCCUCUAAUUCCGACCCUGAAAGUGAUGGUGGGUUAGUUAGUGUUUGAAUACACUACAACUGUUGGC